AAGGUGGACCUGCGACCGCAGAUGGCGGCUCGCGAGGGUCACAACGCACGUCAAGGUUGAGCCAAGUGCGGCCACGAGCCCGCGCCGGCUGGUGCUUCCGGGUGCGAGUCACCCGCGGGCCGUUGUCCGGACGCCCGUUGCUGGGGCCGCCGUUGCCAAGGACGCCCGCGGGCCCUGCGCCGCCAGCCCUGCGCUCUGCUCGGCUCUGUGCGGCGCCAUGGACGACCUGCGGGUGCUGUGGAUGCGCGACCGCGUGUACGCCGCCUUCGACCUCUCCGACCCCCAGCUCUUCGAGGAGCUGCUGACCCGCGACGAGGGCGAGGCGGAGGACCUCAUCCUGCACUUUCUCAACCUCAGGAGCGACGAGGAGGGCGCCUCCGCGCUCUUCUUCUACCGCACCUGGGUGCCCGAGGAGGUGGAGGUGGAGAUCGACAGCGAGCUGUCUGUCCAGUCCGGAGAAGAGAACGAGGAGGAAGAGCCUGCUGACCAGAAGGCCGAGGCCCUGGCUAGGAAUUUGCAGCUGAGAAGUGAUUCCACGGCACCUCCAGCUCUCGGCGCGGAAGAUGGGAACCUGGACGGAGAGGCCUUAGCCAGCCCCCCGACCCGCAGGCUGGUGAAGCGAGUCGUGGACAAGCUGUACCUCCAGGUGGUCUGUACCCCAGUUCCUGAGGCGUUUCUGGGCCGGAAUGUGGUGUUUUUCCUCAGGAACACAGCAGAGACCAUCUUGGAGCCGGGCGACAUGGCGGAGGCCAUGGAGAUCAUGCCCGAGACCCUGGAGUACGGGCUCCUCAGCGCCCACGUGCUGCAUUUCCUGAAGGACGUCAUCUGCCAGGUUUUCCUGCCAGCCUUGUCGUUCAAUCAGCACAAGACGGACUCGGGCCCCGGAGCCCCGGCCGCAGAGCUGCCCGAGUUUUCAGAGUACGAGAUAGACCUGCCCAAGGUGCCGGGGGAGGCCAUGGAGUACCACAGCGUGCAGCUCAUCCGCGACGAGUUCCUGAUGAACAUCCAGAAGUUUUCGGGCAACAUCCAGAGGACCAUGCAGCAGCUGGAAGGUGAGAUCAAGCUGGAGAUGCCGGCCAUCAGCGUGGAGGGGGACGUGGCCGACCUGGCAAGCGACCCAGACACCCUCGAGGCCCUGGAGCAGUGUGUGAUAAACUGGCUCAAUCAGAUCUCGGCAGCUGUCGAAGGGCAGCUCAAGAAGACCCCCCAGGGCAACGGCCCCCUGGCCGAGAUUGAAUUCUGGCGGGAGAGAAACGCGACCUUAAGUGCGCUGCAUGAACAAACGAGGCUGCCGGUGGUCAGGAAGGUCCUGGACGUGAUCAAGGCGGCCGACUCCAUGCUGGUGGCCAACGUGCAGCCGGUCCUGACCGAGCUCUUCAAGCUGCACAUGGAGGCCUCCGACAACGUGCGCUUCCUCUCCACCGUGGAGCGGCACUUCAAGAACAUCACGCAUGGCUCCAGCUUCCACGUGGUCCUGGAGACCAUCCCCUCCAUGAUGUGUGCCCUGCGCAUGGUGUGGAUCAUCUCCCGGCACUACAACAAGGACGAGCGCAUGAUCCCGCUCAUGGAACGCGUGGCCUGGGAGAUCGCCGAGCGGGUGUGCCGCGUGAUCAACCUGCGCACGCUGUUCAGGGAGAACCGUGCGAGCGCCCAGCACAAGACCCUGGAGGCCAAGAACACGCUGAAGCUGUGGAAGAAGGCCUACUUCGACACCCGGGCCAAGAUCGAGGCCUCGGGCCGGGAAGCCCGCUGGGAGUUUGACCGGAAGCGGCUGUUUGAGAGGACGGACUACAUGGCCUCCAUCUGCCAGGACCUGUACGACAUUCUGCAGGUUAUAGAGGAAUUUUACAACAUAUUCGGCCCAGAGCUGAAGGCAGUGACGGGGGACCCUAAACGCAUUGACGAUGUCCUGUGCAGGGUGGACAGCCUGGUCACCCCCAUGGAAAGCCUGACCUUCGACCCCUUCAACAUCAGGUCCUCCCAGCACUGGAAAUACGUGAUAGAUGACUUCAAGAUUGAGGUUCUGGUUAUUGAGAAAGAAGCAAAAAAUUUUAUUGAUGAGUCUUUUAAGACACUUCGAUCAGCUGAAGCAGCAUUUGACAUGCUUUUAAAAUUCAAGCACAUUCGGUCCCGGGAGGCUAUUAAUCGGCAAAUGAUGAUGAAAUUCAACGACAUUCUGGCACAGUAUUAUAAAGAGAUUGACAUCAUCAACAGGAUCUUUGUGCAGAACCUGGACAACCCGCCGCUGUGUAAGAACCACCCUCCGGUGGCAGGCGCCAUCUACUGGGAGCGCUCUCUGUUUUACCGCAUCAAGCACACCAUCCUGCGCUUCCAGGAGGUCGAGGAGAUCCUGGUCAGCGAGCGGGGCCAGGAGGUAAAGCAACGCUACCUGGAGGUGGGCAGGACGAUGCGGGAUUAUGAAGAGCGGAAGUACGAGCAGUGGCGAGAGGCCACGGAGCAGAGCCUGCCGACGCUCAUGAAGAAGAGCCUGCUCACCAAGACUUCUGCCUCUACCGAUGAAGUGACCACCACAGACAGAGCGGCCGUGUUCACCAUCAACUUCUCCCCGGCGCUCAGAGAGAUCAUUAAUGAAGCCAAGUACUUGGAGCAACUGGGCUUCUCGGUUCCCGAGCUGGCCAGGAAUGUGGCCCUGCAGGAGGACAAGUUUCUUAGGUACACGGAGGGCAUCCAGCGCACGCUCGACCACUACCACGCGCUGCUGGGGACGCUGAGCGAGGCGGAGGCGGCGCUGCUGGACGACCAGGCGCAGGAGCUGGUCCGCGUCUUCCGCUCCGGCUACAAGAGGCUGAACUGGAACUCGCUGGGCAUUGCUGACUACAUCACGAGGUGCCGCCAGGCCAUCGGGAAGUUCGAGUCGCUGGUGCACCAGAUCCACAAGAACGCGGACGACAUCUCCUCCAGGCUCACCUUAAUCGAGUCCGUCAAUCUCUUCAAGUGCCUGGCCGCAAAAAGCGAGGACGAGCUCCCAGGCGUGAAGGAGUUCUUCGAGCACAUGGAGCGGGAGCGGGCGCGGGACGUGGAGCGCAUGGUGCGGUGGUACCUGGCCAUCGGGCCGCUGCUGACCAAGGUGGAGGGGCUGGUGGUCCACACCAACACGGGCCACGCCCCCAAGCUGGCCUCCUACUACGAGUACUGGGAGGGCCGCGUCUACGACGUCCUGACCCGCCUGCUGCUGAAGAACCUGCAGUCCUUCAACGCGCUGGUCCUCGGCAGCACGCCCCUGUUCCAGGUGGAGACCAUCCUCACGGCGCCCGAGAUCAUCCUGCACCCCAACGCCACCGAGAUCGACAAGAUGUGCGUGCAGUGCGUCCGCAGCUGCGUGGAGGUCACCAAGCACUUCGUGCGGUGGAUGAACGGCAGCUGCAUCGAGUGUCCGCCGCAGAAGGGCGAGGAGGAGGAGGUGGUCAUCCUCAGCUUCCACAGCGACAUCUCGCGGAACCCGCAGGUGACGGAGCAGGCGGUGCUGAUCCCGCAGAACGUGCACCGGCUGCUGGUGAGCCUCAUGAAGUACCUGCAGCGCUGGAAGCGCUACCGGCCGCUCUGGAAGCUGGACAAGGCCAUCGUGAUGGAGAAGUUCGCCUCCCGCAGGCCGCCCUGCGCCUCCUUCGACGAGAAGCUGCAGUUCUACUCCCGGAUCGCCGACGACGUCAUGCGCCACCCGCUGGUCAAGGACGAGCACUGCAUCCGGCUCCUGCUGGGGCCGCUGGCCACCACCAUGCAGGAGACGGCGAAGUCCUGGGUGGCCUCGCUGGGCAAGCUGCUCAACGACUCGGCGCGCGAGGAGCUGUACAGCCUGCAGGAGGAGAUCGAGCACUUGAACAGAAACCUCAAGAAGAGCCCCAAUACCCUGGAGGACCUCAAGUUUGUCCUCUCCACGAUCGCAGAGAUCAGAAGUAAAUCCUUAGUCAUGGAGCUGAGAUACAAGGAUGUCCAGGAGCGCUAUCGGACCAUGGGGAUCUACCACGUCUUCCCCCCUGACGCCGAGAGGGAGCUGGUGGACAAGAUCGAAGGCAUGUGGCUCAGCCUCUUCAGUGAUUCUGUGAACGUGGAGCAUGCGCUCGGGGGCAUCAAGCGAACCUUCACCGAGAUCACUCGCGGAGAAAUACUGAACUACCGAUGUCAGAUAGACGACUUUGCAAGGCGCUUUUACAGCCAAGGUCCUGGCACCGUUGGAGAAGACCUUGAUAAAGGAGUAGAACUUUUGAACACUUUCGAAAAGGAGAUGGCAAAACACGAGAAGGAACGCCAGGAGCUGGCAAAAGCGGAGAAGCUCUUCGACCUCCCCAUCACCAUGCACCCGCAGCUGCUCAAGGUGCAGAAGGAGAUGGCCGGGCUGCGGGUGAUUUACGAGCUCUACGAGGGCCUGAAGGCUGCCAAGGAGGACUGGUCUCAGACGCUGUGGAUCAACCUGAACGUGCAGCUGCUGCAGGAGGGCGUGGACGGCUACUUCAAGGCGCUCAAGAAGCUGCCCCGGGCCGUGCGCGCCCUGUCGGUGGCCUACCACCUGGAGGCGAAGAUGAAGGCCUUCAAAGACUCCAUCCCUCUGCUCCUCGACCUGAAGCACGAGGCGCUAAGAGACAGGCACUGGAAAGAGCUGAUGGAGAAGACAGGCGUCUUUUUUGAAAUGACGGAGACGUUCACUCUGGAAAACAUGUUUGCCAUGGAGCUGCACAGGCACACGGACAUCCUCAACGAGAUUGUCACCGCCGCCGUCAAGGAGGUCGCCAUCGAGAAGGCCGUGAAGGAGAUCCUGGACACGUGGGAGGUCAUGAAGUUCUCGGUGGUGAAGUACUACAAGGGCACGCAGGAGCGCGGCUACAUCCUGGGCUCCGUGGACGAGAUCGUGCAGUGUCUGGAUGACAACGUGGUCAACCUGCAGAGCAUCUCGGGCAGCAGAUUCGUGGGGCCGUUUCUGCAGACGGUGCACAAGUGGGAGAAGACGCUGUCUCUCAUCGGGGAGGUCAUCGAGAGCUGGAUGCUGGUGCAGAGGAAGUGGAUGUACCUCGAGAGCAUCUUCAUCGGGGGCGACAUCCGGUCCCAGCUCCCGGACGAGGCGAAGAAGUUUGACAACAUCGACAGAGUGUUCCGGAGGAUCAUGGGCGAGACCCUGAAGGACCCGGUGAUCAAGAGGUGCUGCGAGGCCCCCAACCGCCUGGCCGACCUGCAGCACGUGGCCGAGGGGCUGGAGAAGAGCCAGAAGAGCCUCAACGACUACCUGGACUCCAAGCGCAACGCCUUCCCGCGCUUCUUCUUCAUCUCCGACGACGAGCUGCUCAGCAUCCUGGGCAGCAGCGACCCCAUGUGCGUGCAGGAGCACAUGAUCAAGAUGUACGACAACAUAGCGCUGCUGCGGUUCAGUGACGGCGAGAGCGGAGAGAAGCUGGUGUCGGCCAUGGUCUCGGCCGAGGGGGAGGCCAUGGGCUUCCGGAAGCUGGUGCGCGCCGAGGGCCGCGUGGAGGACUGGAUGACGGCCGUGCUGCGCGAGAUGCGGAGGACCAACAGGCUCAUCACCAAGGAGGCCAUCUUCAAGUACUGCGAGGACAGGAGCAGGGUGGACUGGAUGCUGCUGUACCAGGGCAUGGUGGUGCUGGCCGCCAGCCAGGUGUGGUGGACCUGGGAGGUGGAGGACGUGUUCCGCAAGGUGAAGGCGGGGGAGAAGCAGGCCAUGAAGCACUUCGGCAGCAAGAUGCACCAUCAGAUCGACGAGCUGGUCACGCGCAUCACCGCGCCCCUGAGCAGGAACGACAGGAAGAAGUACAACACGGUCCUCAUCAUCGACGUGCACGCCAGGGACAUCGUGGACUCCUUCAUCCGCGGCAGCAUCCUCGAGGCGCGGGAGUUCGAGUGGGAAAGUCAGCUGCGGUUCUACUGGGACCGGGAGCCGGACGAGCUGAACAUCCGCCAGUGCACGGGCACCUUCGGCUACGGCUACGAGUACAUGGGGCUCAAUGGGCGCCUGGUCAUCACGCCCCUCACCGACCGCAUCUACCUGACGCUCACGCAGGCGCUGUCCAUGUACCUGGGCGGUGCCCCCGCCGGCCCGGCAGGAACCGGCAAGACCGAGACCACCAAGGACCUGGCCAAGGCCUUGGGCCUGCUGUGUGUCGUCACCAACUGCGGUGAGGGCAUGGAUUACAAGGCCGUGGGUAAGAUCUUCUCCGGCCUGGCGCAGUGCGGGGCCUGGGGCUGCUUCGACGAGUUCAACCGCAUCGACGCGUCCGUGCUGUCGGUGAUCUCCUCGCAGAUCCAGACGAUCCGCAACGCGCUCAUCCACCAGCUCACCACCUUCCAGUUUGAAGGGCAGGAGAUCUCUCUGGACGCGCGCAUGGGCAUCUUCAUCACCAUGAACCCGGGCUACGCGGGCCGCACGGAGCUGCCCGAGUCGGUGAAGGCGCUGUUCCGGCCCGUGGUGGUCAUCGUGCCCGACCUGCAACAGAUCUGCGAGAUCAUGCUCUUCUCCGAGGGCUUCCUGGGGGCCAAGUCGCUGGCCAAGAAGAUGACGGUGCUGUACAAGCUGGCGCGGGAGCAGCUGUCCAAGCAGCACCACUACGACUUCGGGCUCCGCGCCCUGAAGUCGGUGCUGGUCAUGGCGGGGGAGCUGAAGAGGGGCUCCUCAGAGCUGCGCGAGGACGUGGUGCUCAUGAGGGCCCUGCGGGACAUGAACCUGCCCAAGUUCAUCUUCGAGGACGUGCCCCUCUUCCUGGGCCUCAUCUCCGACCUGUUCCCGGGGCUGGACUGCCCGCGCGUGCGCUACCCCGACUUCAACGACGCCGUGGAGCAGGUGCUGGUGGACGGCGGCUACACGCUGCUGCCCGUGCAGGUGGAUAAAGUGGUUCAGAUGUACGAGACCAUGAUGACCCGGCACACGACCAUGGUGGUGGGACCCACGGGCGGGGGCAAGUCUGUGGUCAUCAGUGCCCUGUGCCAGGCCCAGACCAAGCUGGGGCUCGUAACAAAGCUGUACAUUCUGAACCCCAAGGCCAUGAGUGUCAUCGAGCUCUACGGCAUCCUGGACCCCACCACCCGCGACUGGACGGAUGGGGUGCUGUCCAACAUCUUCCGGGAGACCAACAAGCCGACGGACAAGAAGGAGCGGAAGUAUAUUUUGUUUGAUGGUGACGUGGACGCUCUGUGGGUGGAAAAUAUGAACUCUGUGAUGGACGACAACAAGCUGCUGACGCUGGCCAACGGGGAGCGUAUCCGGCUGCAGGCUCACUGUGCUCUGCUCUUUGAGGUUGGAGAUUUGCAGUAUGCUUCCCCUGCAACUGUGUCUCGAUGUGGAAUGGUUUAUGUGGAUCCGAAAAACUUGAAAUACCAACCAUACUGGAAAAAAUGGGUUAAUCAAAUACAAAACAAGGCAGAACAAAAUGAUUUAAAUCAUCUUUUUGAGAAGUAUGUGCCCUAUCUCAUCGACGUGAUAGUGGAAGGGAUAGUGGAUGGACGGCAAGGAGAGAAGCUGAAGACCAUAGUUCCGCAGACGGACCUGAACAUGGUAACCCAGCUGACCAAGAUGUUGGAUGCAUUGCUAGAGGGAGAGAUCGAGGACCCCGACCUGCUGGAGUGCUACUUCCUGGAAGCUCUGUACUUCUCGCUGGGUGCCUCCCUGCUCGAGAACGGAAGGAUUAAGUUUGAUGAGUGUGUUAAACGCCUGUCUUCUCUGUCCACUGUGGAGACAGAAGGGGUUUGGGCCAAACCCGGGGAGCUGCCAGGCCACCUUCCCACCUUGUACGACUUCCACUUCGAUUCCAAGCGGAACCAGUGGAUCCCGUGGGGCAAGCUGGUCCCGGAGUACGUCCACGACCGCGAGAGGAAGUUCAUCGACAUCCUGGUUCACACAGUGGAUACAACCCGCACCACCUGGAUACUGGAACAAAUGGUUAAAAUUAAGCACCCUGUUAUUUUCGUUGGUGAAUCUGGCACUUCUAAGACAGCUACUACCCAGAACUUCCUUAAGAACCUGAAUGGAGACACUAAUAUUGUGCUGAUGGUCAAUUUCUCCUCCCGCACCACGUCCAUGGACAUCCAGAGAAACUUGGAGGCCAACGUGGAGAAGCGCACGAAGGACACUUACGGCCCCCCCAUGGGCAAGCGGCUCCUGGUGUUCAUGGACGACAUGAACAUGCCCAAGGUGGACGAAUACGGCACCCAGCAGCCCAUUGCUUUGCUGAGGCUGCUGCUGGAGCGGGGCUACCUGUACGACCGCGGGAAGGAGCUGACCUGUAAGAGCAUCCGGGACCUCGGCUUCAUCGCCGCCAUGGGCAAGGCCGGAGGGGGCCGCAACGAGGUCGACCCGCGCUUCAUCUCACUCUUCAAUGUCUUCAACGUGCCGUUUCCUUCCGAGGAGUCCUUGCACUUGAUCUACUUCUCCAUCCUGAAAGGCCACACCGAGAACUUCCACGAGAGCAUCGUGGCUGUGGGCAGCAAGCUGACGUCCUGCACGCUGGCGCUGUACAAAGUUACCAUCCAGGACCUGCCCCCCACCCCCUCCAAGUUCCACUACAUCUUCAACCUCCGUGAUCUCUCGCGGGUUUUUAACGGCCUUGUCCUCACCAACCCGGAGCGGUUCCAGACCGAGGCGCAGAUGGUGAGGGUCUGGAGGAACGAGUGCCUGCGGGUCUUCCACGACCGGCUGAUCAGCGAGGCCGACAAGCUGCUGGUGCAAGAGCACAUACGGAGCUUGGUUUCGGAACACUUUGCCGAUGACGAGGAGAUGGUGAUGAGGAACCCCAUCCUGUUUGGGGACUUCCGGAUGGCGCUGCAUGACGAGGAGCCACGCGUUUACGAGGACAUCCAGGACUACGAGGCGGCCAAGGCCCUGUUCCAGGAAAUCCUUGAGGAGUAUAACGAAACCAACACCCCCAUGAACUUGGUCCUGUUCGACGAUGCGCUGGAGCACCUGACCCGCGUGCAUCGCAUCAUCCGCAUGGACCGCGGCCACGCGCUGCUGGUGGGGGUUGGCGGCUCGGGCAAGCAGUCCCUGGCCCGGCUGGCCGCCUUCACGGCCGGCUGCGAGGUGUUUGAGAUCAUGCUCAGCCGAGGCUACUCCGAGAACAGCUUCCGGGAAGACCUGAAGAGCCUGUACCUGAAGCUCGGGAUCGAGAACAAGACGAUAAUCUUCCUGUUCACGGACGCACACGUGGCUGAGGAGGGCUUCCUGGAGCUCAUCAACAACAUGCUGACCUCAGGCAUCGUCCCCGCGCUGUUCCAGGAGGAGGAGAAGGAGGGCAUCCUGAGCCAGCUCACCCAGGAGGCCUCCAAGCACGGCAUGGGCCCGGCGAAGGAGUCCGUGUGGCAGUACUUCGUGAACAAGAGCGCCAACAACCUGCACAUCGUCCUGGGCAUGUCUCCCGUUGGAGACACACUGAGGACCCGCUGCAGGAAUUUCCCAGGCCUGGUGAAUAACACUGGCAUUGACUGGUUCAUGCCGUGGCCUCCCCAAGCCCUGAACGCAGUCGCAAGGUCAUUCUUAGGGGACAACUCGAUGAUCCCGGCGGAGAACAUCGACGACCUCGUGGAGCACGUGGUGCUGGUGCACGAGUCCGUGGGAGAGUUCAGCAAGCAGUUUCUGCAGAAGCUGAGGCGCAGCAACUACGUCACCCCCAAGAACUACCUGGAUUUCAUUCACUCGUAUUCCAGGCUGCUGGACGAGAAAACCCAGUACAACAUAGCUCAGUGCAAGCGGCUGGAGGGCGGGCUGGACAAGCUGAAGGAGGCCACCGUGCAGCUGGACGAGCUGAACGAGAAGCUGGCCGAACAGAAGGUCGUGCUUGCUGAGAAGUCCGCCGCCUGCGAGACCCUGCUGGAGGAGAUUGCCACCAACACGGCCAUCGCGGAGGAGAAGAAGAAGCUGGCGGAGGAGAAGGCCAUGGAGAUCGAGGAGCAGAACAAGGUCAUCGCGGUGGAGAAGGCCGAGGCCGAGACGGCGCUGGCCGAGGUCAUGCCCAUCCUGGAGGCCGCCAAGCUGGAGUUGCAGAAGCUGGACAAGUCGGACGUGACUGAGAUCAGGUCGUUCGCGAAGCCGCCGAAGCAGGUGCAGACGGUGUGCGAGUGCAUCCUCAUCAUGAAGGGCUACCGCGAGCUCAACUGGAAGACGGCCAAGGGCAUGAUGUCCGACCCCAAUUUCCUGCGGUCCCUGAUGGAGCUUGAUUUUGACUCCAUCUCCCAGAGCCAAGUCAAAAACAUCAAGGGCCUCCUGAAGACGCUCAAUACCACGAUCGAGGAGAUGGAGGCCGUCAGCAAGGCGGGGCUGGGCAUGCUGAAGUUUGUGGAGGCCGUCAUGGGCUACUGCGACGUCUUCAGGGAGAUCAAACCCAAGAGAGACAAGGUGGCCAAGCUGGAGCGGAACUUCUACCUGAGCAAACGCGAGCUGGAGAGGAUCCAGGCGGAGCUGGCCGCCCUCCAGAGGGAACUGGAAGCGCUGGGGGCCAAGUACGAGGCCGCCAUCCUGGAGAAGCAGAAGCUGCAGGAGGAGGCGGAGAUCAUGGAGAGAAGGCUGCUGGCCGCGGACAAGCUCAUCUCGGGCCUGGGGUCCGAGAACGUCAGGUGGCUGAAGGACCUGGACGAGCUGAUGCACCGGCGGGUGAAGCUGCUGGGUGACUGCCUGCUGUGUGCCGCCUUUCUGAGCUACGCGGGCGCCUUCACCUGGGAGUUCCGCGACGAGAUGGUGAAGCAGGUGUGGCAGAACGACAUGCUCGAGCGCGGCAUCCCCCUGAGCCAGCCCUUCCGCCUGGAGAGCCUGCUCACCGACGACGUGGAGAUCAGCAGGUGGGGCUCCCAGGGCCUGCCCCCCGACGAGCUCUCCGUGCAGAAUGGCAUCCUCACCACGCGGGCCAGCCGCUUCCCGCUCUGCAUCGACCCCCAGCAGCAGGCGCUCAACUGGGUCAAGAGAAAGGAGGAGCGGAACAACCUGCGGACGGCGUCCUUCAACGACCCCGACUUCCUCAAGCAGCUGGAGAUCUCCAUCAAGUACGGGACCCCUUUCCUGUUCCACGACGUGGACGAGUACAUCGACCCGGUGAUCGACAACGUCCUGGAGAAGAACAUCCGGAGCACGCAGGGCCGGCAAUUCAUCAUCCUGGGUGACAAGGAGGUGGACUACGACCCCAACUUCCGGCUCUACCUCAACACCAAGCUGGCCAACCCCCGAUACUCGCCCGCCGUGUUCGGCAAGGCCAUGGUCAUCAAUUACACGGUGACCCUCAAGGGCCUGGAGGACCAGCUGCUGAGCGUGCUGGUGGCCUAUGAGCGGCGGGAGCUGGAGGAGCAGCGGGAACACCUCAUCCAGGAGACGAGCGAGAACAAGAACCUGCUCAAGGACCUGGAGGACUCCCUGCUGCGCGAGCUGGCCACGUCCACGGGCAACAUGCUGGACAACGCCGAGCUGGUGCAGACGCUGGAGGACACCAAGUCCAAGGCCACGGAGGUGUCAGAGAAGCUCAAGCUGGCCGAGAGGACGGCACAGGACAUCGACCGGCUGCGGGAUGGCUACCGGCCAGCGGCCAGGAGGGGCGCCAUUCUCUUCUUCGUCCUGUCGGAGAUGGCGCUGGUGAACUCCAUGUAUCAGUACUCGCUCAUCGCCUUCCUGGAGGUCUUCGGGCUGUCGCUGAAGAAGUCACUGCCUGACUCCAUCCUCAUGAAGCGCUUGCGGAACAUCAUGGACACGCUGACCUUCAACAUCUACAACUACGGCUGCACGGGCUUGUUUGAGAAGCACAAGCUGCUCUUCUCUUUCAACAUGACCAUCAAGAUAGAGCAGGCGGAAGGCAGAGUUCCCCAGGAGGAGUUAGAUUUCUUUCUAAAAGGAAACAUUUCCCUGGAGAAGAGCAAACGCAAGAAGCCCUGCCUGUGGCUGUCUGACCAGGGCUGGGAGGACGUCAUUCUGCUCUCAGAGAUGUUUCCAGACGACUUCGGGCAGCUUCCCGAUGAUGUUGAGAAUCACCUCCUUGUCUGGCAGGAGUGGUAUGACCUGGAUUCACUGGAGCAGUUUCCGUUCCCCUUGGGGUAUGAUAAAAACAUCACCCCUUUCCAGAAGUUGCUUAUUUUGCGCUGUUUCCGUGUGGAUCGGGUCUAUCGGGCAGUGACUGACUAUGUGACCAUAACCAUGGGAGAGAAGUACGUGCAGCCCCCGAUGAUCAGCUUCGAAAACAUUUUUGAGCAGAGCACCCCGAACUCGCCCAUCGUGUUUAUCCUGAGUCCUGGUUCUGACCCGGCCAGUGACCUCAUGAAACUGGCUGAGCGCAGUGGCUUUGGAGGAAACCGCCUCAAAUUCCUUGCCAUGGGCCAAGGUCAAGAAAAGGUGGCCCUGCAGCUGCUGGAGACGGCGGUGGCCCGUGGGCAGUGGCUCAUGCUGCAGAACUGCCACCUCCUGGUGCGGUGGCUGAAGGACCUGGAGAAGUCCUUGGAGAAGAUCACCAAGCCCCACCCCGACUUCCGCCUGUGGCUCACCACGGACCCCACCAAGGGCUUCCCCAUUGGGAUCCUGCAGAAGUCCCUGAAGGUCGUCACAGAGCCGCCCAAUGGGCUCAAGCUGAACAUGCGUGCCACCUACUUCAAGAUCUCCCCUGAAAUGCUGGGGCAGUGCCCACACCCCGCCUUCAAACCUCUGGUCUACGUGCUGGCCUUCUUCCAUGCCGUGGUGCAGGAGAGGAGGAAGUUUGGCAAGAUCGGCUGGAACGUCUACUAUGACUUCAACGAGUCUGACUUCCAGGUCUGCAUGGAGAUUCUGAACACGUACUUAAUGAAAGCUUUCCAGCAACGCGACCCUCGGAUCCCCUGGGGCAGCCUCAAGUACCUGAUUGGAGAGGUCAUGUACGGAGGCCGAGCCAUUGACAGCUUUGACCGCCGCAUCCUGACCACCUACAUGGACGAGUACCUGGGGGACUUCCUUUUCGACACCUUCCAGCCCUUCCACUUCUUCCGGAACAAGGAGGUGGACUACAAAAUCCCCGCCGGGGACGUCAAGGACAAAUUUGUCGAAGCCAUCGAGGCCCUCCCGCUGGCCAACACACCCGAGGUGUUCGGCCUCCAUUCCAACGCUGAGAUCGGAUACUACACGCAGGCGGCCCGGGACAUGUGGGCCCACCUGCUGGAGCUGCAGCCACAGACCGGGGAAUCCAGCAGUGGCAUCAGCCGUGACGAUUACAUUGGCCAAGUGGCCAAGGACAUAGAAAACAAGAUGCCCAAGGUCUUUGACUUGGACCAGGUCCGGAAGCACCUGGGCGUGGGCCUCUCGCCCACCUCCGUGGUGCUACUGCAGGAGCUGGGGCGCUUCAACAAGCUGGUCGUGCGCAUGAGCAAGUCGCUGGCCGAGCUGCAGAGGGCCUUGGCUGGGGAAGUCGGCAUGAGCAGCGAGCUGGAUGAUGUAGCCCGGUCCCUCUUCCUUGGGCUGAUCCCUAACAUCUGGAGAAAGCUGGCCCCCGAUACCCUGAAGUCCCUGGGAAACUGGAUGAUCUACUUCCUGCGGCGGUUCAGCCAGUACACGUUGUGGGUCACUGAGAGCGAGCCCAGCGUCAUGUGGCUCUCAGGGCUGCACAUCCCGGAGUCCUACCUCACCGCGCUGGUGCAGGCCACCUGCCGGAAGAACGGCUGGCCUCUGGACCGGUCCACCUUGUUCACGCAGGUGACCAAGUUCCAAGAUGCAGAUGAAGUGAACGAGCGGGCGGGACAAGGGUGCUUUGUCUCAGGACUGUACCUGGAAGGCGCUGACUGGGACAUAGAGAGAGGCUGUCUGGUCAAGAGCAAGCCCAAGGUCCUGGUGGUGGACCUGCCUAUCCUCAAGAUCAUCCCCAUCGAGGCCCACCGCCUGAAGCUGCAGAACACCUUCCGCACGCCCGUCUACACCACCUCCCUGCGCAGGAACGCCAUGGGGGUCGGCUUGGUGUUUGAGGCAGACCUCUUCACUGCCAAGCACAUUUCUCACUGGGUGCUGCAGGGCGUGUGCCUCACCCUGAAUUCCGACUGACCUGACUACUGCAAAGGAAGCGCGAGUGAGGGCCGCCGGCUGCGCUCCUGGGCCUCUGGGUCUGCUCCAGCCUCCCUUGCAUUGGAAGUCGGCCCUUUAAAUCCCUUUGCAUUAAAUGAACCCCAAUGGUUGUUCUUUAAACUACUUUUUAAAAGGAUUUUGUGUUCCAAAAGUAAACACUGGAGUGUAUUUGA
This is a messenger RNA of Chinchilla lanigera (long-tailed chinchilla), 14175 nucleotides long. It is a transcript of the gene Dnah10, whose product is annotated as dynein, axonemal, heavy chain 10. The record is from RefSeq and is a predicted model, not a curated record. Gene Ontology annotation, molecular function: dynein intermediate chain binding; minus-end-directed microtubule motor activity; dynein light intermediate chain binding. The transcript is spliced from 79 exons. Bases 218 to 13981 code for a protein of 4587 amino acids. Gene Ontology annotation, biological process: microtubule-based movement. Gene Ontology annotation, cellular component: dynein complex. Lineage: Eukaryota; Metazoa; Chordata; Mammalia; Rodentia; Chinchillidae.